Alosa sapidissima (American shad) is the source of this 2613-nucleotide messenger RNA. RefSeq lists its product as uncharacterized. Bases 90 to 2234 code for a protein of 714 amino acids. The record is from RefSeq and is a predicted model, not a curated record. Lineage: Eukaryota; Metazoa; Chordata; Actinopteri; Clupeiformes; Clupeidae. The transcript is spliced from 5 exons.
CGUUUACUGCCCUUAUCUAUUCUAGCCUAGCCUACUGCCAAUAAUAAUUCUACCCGAACACUUUCACUUUCAUAGCUCUCAGUAUCAUAAUGAGUCCGAGAUUUUUGAAGACGACGAUCGUUUUCUGUCUUAUUUUCAGUCUGUUUCAUGGUGGGUCCUCAAACACCAUCCGUGCAGCCACUAAUGGAAAUGUAACACUACAGCCCGGGGUGAAAGGAGAUAUAGAUGAAAUUCUAUGGAAGCACAAAGGCAACAAGAUGGUGGAGUGGGACAGAGCAGAUCCCACUGAAUAUUUAACAUUCAAAGGACGGACCAAGUUAGACAUAAAAACUGGCGAUGUAACCAUUGUAAAACUAACCAAAGAUGACAAUGGAGAUUAUGAAGCAGAACUGCUUAUUGGUACAGAUUUAAAGAUUAUAAAGCACACCGUUGAAGUAAUUGAUCCUGUGGAAGGACCAAAGGUCACCUGUCAAAUAAGCAACACUACUGUGGCAACAUUACACUGUGAAGCAGUAGGUGAGUUGCUGAGUUACAACUGGUCAGGACUUGGACUACAAGCACAGAUGAAGAGUCAGACUGGACCACAGAUCACUAAGGAAAAGGACCAGAACUUAGUCUACACCUGUAUGGUGAACAACCCAGUUAGCAACAGCAGUGUGGCCUACCACAGCAAUGAGUGCUUUGCCUCAGAUGCGGGAAGUCUCCCACUCAUCAUAGGUGUAGUAUGUGCUGCUGUUAUUGUGGUUGCUGCUGCUGUCACUGGGUUUUGCUAUCAUUACUACAAGAAGUCAACAGGGCAAAACGAUGCUGGGAAUGAGAAAGGAUUUAAGAAGAAAAGAAGAAUGGAAAAGAAACCAUUGCUGUGCUUGAAAGGUGAAGGUGAUGCAGAUGAGAAAGAACAAACCAGUGACUCAUCAGAGUAUCGAUCAUCAAAAAGCAUCAUACAUUGGAGUCAGGAAGAGGAAACGAAGAAUGUAUACAGUUCAGUUGUUCCUCAGACUUUAGAUGAUAAGAAAGAUAACCCAGCUAAACCUUUAGAAAUACCUGAAGGUACCCAUGAUCAGUCUUCAAACUUAGGUGAAGGUGCAGGUCCAGAUCAUAUUGAAAUAAUAACAGACGGUUUAGGUGUUCCCCAGACUUUAGAUGAUAAGAAAGAUAACCAAGCUAAACCUUUAGAAGUACAUGAAGGUACCAAUGAUCAAUCUUCAAACUCAGAUGAAGGUGCAGAUUAUGUUGAAAUAAUAACAGAUGGUUUAGGUGUUCCCCAGACUUUAGAUGAUAAGAAAGAUAACCAAGCUACACCUUUAGAAGUACAUGAAGGUAGCAAUGAUCAAUCUUCAAACUCAGAUGAAGGUGCAGGUCCAGAUCAUGUUGAAAUAAUAACAGAUGGUUUAGGUGUUCCCCAGACUUUAGAUGAUAAGAAAGAUAACCAAGCUACACCUUUAGAAGUACAUGAAGGUAGCAAUGAUCAAUCUUCAAACUCAGAUGAAGGUGCAGGUCCAGAUCAUGUUGAAAUAAUAACAGAUGGUUUAGGUGUUCCCCAGACUUUAGAUGAUAAGAAAGAUAACCAAGCUACACCUUUAGAAGUACAUGAAGGUAGCAAUGAUCAAUCUUCAAACUCAGAUGAAGGUGCAGGUCCAGAUCAUGUUGAAAUAAUAACAGAUGGUUUAGGUGUUCCCCAGACUUUAGAUGAUAAGAAAGAUAACCAAGCUACACCUUUAGAAGUACAUGAAGGUAGCAAUGAUCAAUCUUCAAACUCAGAUGAAGGUGCAGAUCCAGAUCAUGUUGAAAUAAUAACAGAUGGUUUAGGUGUUCCCCAGACUUUAGAUGAUAAGAAAGAUAACCAAGCUACACCUUUAGAAGUACAUGAAGGUAGCAAUGAUCAAUCUUCAAACUCAGAUGAAGGUGCAGGUCCAGAUCAUGUUGAAAUAAUAACAGGUGUUUCAGGUGUUCCUCAGACUUUAGAUGAUAAGAAAAAUAGCCAAGCUAAACCUUUAGAAGUACCUGAAGGUACCAAUGAUCAAUCUUCAAACUCAGGUGAAGGUGCCGGUCCAGAUCAUGUUAAAAUGAUAACAGACAGUUCAGGAGUUCCCCAGACUUUAGAAGUACCUGAAGGUAGCAAUGAUCAAUCUUCAAACUCAGAUAAAGGUGCAGGUCCAGGUAAUGUUAAAAUGAAAAAAGACAUGUUUGAAAGAAAGGCUGUGGGGGGACCAAACAACUCCAACUCAAGUUAACACUGAGGAGAGUAAUAGGCAUGACACAACAAACCCUCAACCAUAUGAUCUGGAUCAGCAGCAAGCACCAAACAUGGGGGGCAGAAAGAGGAAUCAUUACCUGAUACACGUGGUAAUUCUUCUAACACAACUGAUGGCUAUAAUAGUAAUAAUGACUAAAAAAAUAAGUGUUUUUAAACAUUUACAUUUAAAAAUGCUGCUGAUGAAGCCACUGAUGCACCUCCAGCUCAGCUCAGAUGAGCCGCCCUCAUCACAUUCAACAUGGACAGUUCAGUAGAAUCCAAGUUACAGCAAAAGUGACCCAUGAGAAAACUUGAGUUUGAAUGAAACCAGUGACCCAAGGAAAUCGGAUCCCAAGGAAAUGGGAUCGCCUGGACAC